AUGAACAAUCCGACCCGGGAAAAGACUGCAAUUCUCUUUCAGGCAGAGAGAAACAUCUUUCUCCUCGAUAUCCCACAUUCAAUUGCCCUCGCGCAAGCACAAUGGCUGGCACCGCGCCAACAGCUAGCCGGGGAAUCGAGCUCGGAGACAGGAAAAGGCACGCACAAUAAGAAAGUAAGCCUACUCUCAUGCUCCCCUCUGGAAGAGCCAUAUCUAUCUACGGAGCCCAAAAAGCCAGCUGCUCUCGCCAAGCUCCUGGAGACCAUUCCCAUCUCUGAGCGGCAGUUUCACUCUGAACUGAUACUGCCCCUGGUAAGGGAUUCUAUGGAAACUAUCAAGACCGGUUUCUCUGCCGAUCGCCGUUGGUGCUUUGCUCGAGCUGUGCCUACUGAGGGAUUCCAUGAUAGCCAAGCACAUGAUCAAUCCCUGCGGAAGCGCCGGAGGGGAGCGGAUUAUCCGUUUUCACAGUCUACGCUUGAUGACUAUGUUUCAACGCAAGAUGAGCCACCGAUGAUUCUGUCGACUACGUCGCUGAAUGUAUUUGAGUCAUCAUGGGAUCUUGGCAUUGUGAAGAACCCGUCAUUAGAACAAGCAAUCAUCAAGAUUAAGGACUGUGCCUGUGAUGAGACGGGUUCUUCACAGGAAUUUAUCGUUCCCCCUCAGUCGAGUUUUGUACUUUGUACACUGCCCUUGUCUAGAGCUGAAACUGACGUUUCAUCUACAUACAAUGAUUAUCCCAUCCCUGGGCUUUCUCGGCACCAGAGGUUCAAUCUUAUUCUCAUGGAUCCGCCCUGGCCAAACAGAUCUGUGCGGCGCAGCAGGCACUAUGUAACCCAUCAUUAUUCUGAGAUGGAUGUGCUGACCAAAGGAUUACGAGAUAUACUCCGCGUGCACUCGCACCGCCCUCACACAAAACCGGGGCUGGGCCCAUCGGAGAGCCCGUCUGAAGCACAGAUCCAAAGCCAACAAUCCAUAGCUGCAAUAUGGAUCACCAAUGCAGAAAAGUCCCGUCGAGCUGCAUAUGAGGCCUUGCGAGGCGCUGGCUUUUGCGUUAGCGAAGAAUGGGUAUGGGUGAAAACCACGUGGGACGGACGACCGAUCUCAGAAUUAGAUGGUCUCUGGCGAAAACCGUACGAAAUCCUUGUUAUAGGCUGCAAGGACGGUCAUCACGUUGAGCGAGAUGACGACUCACCCCUAUCUCAAGCAGACCUGACUCGUAUGAGUGAGGCGAUUACUACACGACGGGUCAUCGCUGCUGUUCCAGACCUGCACUCUCGCAAGCCGAACCUGAAAGCGAUCUUUGAGCAAGUAUUUUUCACUUCUGGUCACACUCAGUCGUAUUCUGCCCUGGAGGUGUUUGCGCGCAACUUGACUGCUGGCUGGUGGGCUGCUGGUAAUGAGGUUCUCAGGUUCAAUGCCCGUGAGUGCUGGGUUGAUUCAGAAAAUUGA
Messenger RNA from Penicillium paradoxum, 1449 nucleotides. Its product is annotated as MT-A70 family. Gene Ontology annotation, cellular component: nucleus; RNA N6-methyladenosine methyltransferase complex. NCBI's taxonomy places the organism in Eukaryota, Fungi, Ascomycota, Eurotiomycetes, Eurotiales, Aspergillaceae. Gene Ontology annotation, molecular function: methyltransferase activity. The record is from RefSeq and is a predicted model, not a curated record. The coding region runs from base 1 to 1449 and encodes 482 amino acids. The transcript has a single exon.